Messenger RNA from Salmo salar (Atlantic salmon), 3561 nucleotides. RefSeq names its product gap junction protein beta 3 (gene gjb3). Lineage: Eukaryota; Metazoa; Chordata; Actinopteri; Salmoniformes; Salmonidae. The record is from RefSeq and is a predicted model, not a curated record. Gene Ontology annotation, cellular component: connexin complex. Gene Ontology annotation, biological process: cell-cell signaling. Gene Ontology annotation, molecular function: gap junction channel activity.
ACUAUAUAAAAUGGGUCUAUUUGCUUUUGUGCUACUAAGGGAUUAACAUAGUUUGAUAAUUAGCCAAACCAGAUGUGUUUUUAUUGUAUUUUACAUAUAAUAGGCCAUGUGAAGGACAAAGUCACAAUUUCUUUAUCAUUGUAAAGUGCAGUCUGGACUGUCAGGAGGCAGAUAUCUAUCGAACUAGUGUGAUUAGUGGAUGCAUCAGACUGAUCAUAAAAGAGCGAAGAGUUGUGUAUUCCAGCGAAAAAAAAAUCUGUAAAUCCUAAAGCUACAAGAAUUUUUUCCCCCACCCACAGGCAUACUCCAAAUACCCAUUACUCAAGGCAACGACGGUCUACCUGUAGAGCGGGCUAAAUCUCUGCGUAAAACGAAUUAACCCAAGACAAAUCUACAGAAAAAGAAAAGUGAUUUAUGAACAAAGGCACAAACAACGGAUUAACAUUUGUUAAGUUGAUCCAAUAAUCAAGCUAAAGAAAGCUCAUUCUAAAAAGGGGGCUGUCAACAUCCAGCCCCAAUCAUGGAUUGGAAGACCUUCCAAGCCCUCCUGAGUGGGGUGAAUAAGUACUCCACUGCGUUCGGUCGUAUCUGGCUCUCUGUGGUGUUUGUGUUCAGGGUAAUGGUGUACGUGGUGGCGGCGGAACGCGUGUGGGGCGAUGAGCAGAAGGACUUUGACUGCAACACCAAGCAGCCCGGCUGUGCUAACGUCUGCUAUGACCACUACUUCCCCAUCUCCCACAUCCGCCUGUGGGCCCUGCAGCUCAUCUUCGUCACCUGCCCCUCCUUGAUGGUGGUGAUGCAUGUGGCAUAUCGCGAUGAACGUGAGCGGAAGUACCACGCCAAGCAUGGCAACAAGACCAAGCUGUACGAGAACACAGGCAAAAAGCACGGCGGCCUCUGGUGGACCUACCUGAUCAGCCUCUUCGUCAAGACAGGCAUCGAGAUCUCCUUCCUCUACAUCCUCCACAAAAUCUAUGACAGCUUCUACUUGCCCAGGCUGGUCAAGUGUGAGGUCAGCCCCUGCCCCAAUCAGGUGGACUGCUACAUCGGCCACCCCACAGAGAAGAAGGUCUUCACCUACUUCAUGGUGGGCGCCUCGGCCCUCUGCAUCGUGCUCAACGUCUGUGAGAUCAUCUACCUCGUCUCCAAGCGUGUCGCUCGCAUGGCACAAAAGAUGAAGAGAAGAGCGCGCACCUUGGCCUUGCAUGAACGGUACAACAAGGAGAAUUCCUGCAGCGACUGCAGCACUCUACCUAUGUCUCGGCUGGAGAAACAAUCCUUAAAGCCCCAGUUUCCAGGCCACCUUCAAGCCACCUUACCGGCUCACAUGCAUGCGUCUGCCCCUAAUCUGUCCUAGAGUGGAUGUCCACUCUAUCCCAAGACUGAACCAAACAUGGAGGCCUAUGGAGCCAGGCCUCACCUCAUUGUUCAAGCCUGUUCAAGCUGGUCCUCCUGUAAGACUUUGUAUGAGAGACAGACUUUUCUCAAAGUCUCUACUGCCCUAGCUAUUACUGCCUUAUACUGCCAUGGAGCAAGGCUUUGUAUUGAUGUCCAUGACCCUGGGACUAGACAACCCUGUCGUGAGCCACAUUCCAUUUUAUACAACUAAACUCCUACUGCCAGACUGAAUGACCAACCCUUCCAACCCAUUUCCCUUUACUAUCAAUGUUUCCCUUUCAAUGCAACAUAGCGAAACAAAAUGUACUAUGCAAGAGUUAGCAUGCAAAACUACUGUCACUAUGGAAUACAUUUUUUGCAGGCAAAACGCAUCGGAGUAGGAUUCUAUUGCAUUGACACGCACGACUCAGACCGUACUCUACACAGACUGGUGUAGCAUAACCAAUCAGAGCUGCAGUAGGCCUAUUUAAGAAAUUAGGCCCACGGGGGUGUGGUUUAUGGCCAAUAUACAUCGUGCAUAAGAAGGGCUGUUCUUACGCACGACGCAAUGCGGAGUGCCUGGACACAGUCCUUAGCCGUGAUAUAUUUGCCAUAUACCACAAACCCCCGAAGUGCCUUAUUGCUAUUAUAAACUGGUUACCAAUGUAAUUAGAACAGUCUGAUGUACCACAGCUUUCAGCCAGUCAGCAUUCAGGGCUCGAACCACCCAGUUUAUAAAUGCAAAUUGAUCAUUGCCAUAUAUGGAUCUGUGCCAUUCGCUUUGAACUUGACUGUGUUUACAGCAUGAGCGGUCGUGAGUAGAUGCACUUUUUUAUUUAUCAAAGCAAGAGCUGCAUGUAGCCACAUGUGCACAUUUUGUUCAUAUCCUUUGCUAGUUAGUGAGUUAUUAGCCCAGUUAUAAAUAAUAAUAAUUUGUAGUCAGCAAUGGGGGAGUGAUUGCUUCAUACAAGAGCACAAAACGUGUACAUUUCUUUGAAAAUGCGAGUUGAGUAUGAGCUUUUUUUUUGUCUUAAAGGGGCAGUGUUGUAUUUUGAGACAGGUUUGACUAAGCGAAGUAGCCAAUAGGCAGCAGAGGGUAACAUAAUUUGUCAUAUUCUCUGAAAUAAUGUUUUGGGAAUAAUACUGCAUGUUAUUUUGUAAAGUGGUUUCUUACCUCAAACAAUACAAUUACCUUUUCAGUCACCUCCUUGUCUGAAGGACAAGGUAAUUUUUUAAAUGGUAGGCCACUCUGGUAGACCUACAUUAUGAUCAAAUAGCCACAGUAGCCUUCUUGACCACCGUCUGAACCUGUAACUUAAAGCGCUCAGCAGACCUGAAAUUUGCUCUGUGCCAAAAAAUAUUUGAGGGAACAUAAGCUAAGAGGUGGGAGGGCGAAGAGUGAAAUGCUCACAGGGAACUAUUUUGUCAGUGACAAGCAUCUAUUCAAGACACACCUGGCAGAGGUAUUCACCCACAUCACCGAUACUUUGGAGGUGUGCUAAGGAGCUCUAGAAACAGGGACUACUAGAAAGAAAAUGCAUUUCAGAGAUUUGCUUAUUAAUUACUGAAAUGUGUUGUUACUUGCCUCAAAGACAUUUGUAUACUCUCUGUUUUAUGACUUCAAUAUGAGACAACAGAAUGAUAACAAAUAUCUUUGCUUUGACAGUGUUGGUGCAAGAUUAGUCUAAACUGGACAGUGGCUUACCACUACUUGGCGAUGGUGCAACAUAAUUAAUCAUUUAUUUUGUUUGAUUUAAAGCAUGCAUUCUAAUAGAAGCUCCUCAAUCAUUUAAUCACUUUUGAAAUUGUUUUUACUCUAUUACAAGACUACAUCUGCAUGGUUCCUCUCAUAUUUAUGUUGUAAUGCCACAACAGAUUGUCUGUGUUUGUACAUGCUUGUACACAAACGUUCCUCAUCCAAGGCCUAUGUUGAUUCAAAUGAGAGACAAGGAAUGCUGCUGUUUAAUUUAUCAAGUCCACGUAUGCAAGUAAAUGCUGGCAUCUUGGAAAGCUGGAGCACAAAAUCUGACUACAGAGAAAAGUGGAUAAAACAGUGUUUCUCAGUGAACAAUGGUGUGGACACCUGAUAGCCUCACAUUGUCAGGAACAGAACCUUCACAAUCAGCUUCAAACUUCUGUUUUGUACAUUAUUUUUUUAUAAAUAAAAUAUGAACAUUUAUUUUA